Ochotona curzoniae (black-lipped pika) is the source of this 5286-nucleotide messenger RNA. RefSeq names its product tensin 2 (gene TNS2). The record is from RefSeq and is a predicted model, not a curated record. Bases 552 to 4814 code for a protein of 1420 amino acids. The transcript has 29 exons. Gene Ontology annotation, molecular function: protein binding; protein tyrosine phosphatase activity. Gene Ontology annotation, biological process: peptidyl-tyrosine dephosphorylation. NCBI's taxonomy places the organism in Eukaryota, Metazoa, Chordata, Mammalia, Lagomorpha, Ochotonidae.
AUCACCACCUCCCCUCCUCCCUCCCCACCGGAAGUUCCAGGAGAACUUGAGAGUCCAGGCUGGGAGGCUGGCCGGGACACACUGUUCCCCGCUGGCCCUUGAGCCUGGCCCCGGUGGCGGUGGCCGACCUAAGUUCCCAGCCCACCCCUAGCAGGAGGCCCAUCUCAGGCCAGCGAUCCCCAGCUCUAUAACUGGAUCCCUGGGCACAGUGGCUUCCCAGGCCCAAGCAGCAACUCCAGAUCCUUCAGAGGAGGAGGAAUACAGGGUCCCGGGCUGCCACUCCCAGCAGGACAGAUCCUGGGAAUCUGAUCUCCUGGCCUCCCCCACAUCCCCCCCCCCCCCCCCCACUUCCUGGAGCAGCGACCUGCCCCCUUCCCGCCUGCACUUCCAGGGCAGGGCUUCUUUCUCCUCACACCCGCCAGACAGCCUACCCUCCGCCCAGGGGAAACUGCGGGCGGUCUCAGCCAGGCUGCUUCCAGGAAGCCCCGGGCCAGGCCCCAGCAUUGUUCGGACCCUUCAGCCCGGCCAGCGCCCCCAGCUAGCGGGACACCAUGAAGUCCAGCGGCCCGGUGGAGAGGCUUCUCAGAGCCCUGGGGAGGAGGGACAGCAGCCGGGCCACCAGCAGGCCCAGGAAAGCUGAGCCACACAGCUUCCGGGAGAAGGUAUUCCGGAAGAAAGUUCCGGUGUGUGCAGUGUGCAAGGUGACCGUGGAUGGGACAGGCGUCUCAUGCAGAGUGUGCAGAGUGGCAGUGCACAGAAAAUGUGAAGCGAAGGUGACCACGUCCUGCCAGGCCGUGCCUCCCCCGGAGUUGCGGCGAAACACGGCCCCCGCGCGGCGCAUCGAGCACCUGGGAUCCACCAAGUCGCUGAACCACUCAAAGCAGCGCAACACUCUGCCCCGGAGCUUCAGCCUGGACCCUCUCAUGGAGCGGCGCUGGGACCUGGACCUCACCUACGUGACCGAGCGCAUUUUGGCGGCCGCCUUCCCCGCGCGGCCCGACGAGCAGCGACACCGGGGCCACCUGCGCGAGCUGGCCCACGUGCUGCAAUCCAAGCACCGGGACAAAUACCUGCUCUUCAACCUGUCAGAAAAGAGGCAUGAUUUGACACGCCUGAACCCCAAGGUCCAGGACUUCGGCUGGCCUGAGCUGCAUGCCCCGCCCCUGGACAAGCUCUGCUCCAUCUGCAAAGCCAUGGAGACGUGGCUCAGUGCCGACCCCCAGCACGUGGUCGUGCUUUACUGCAAGGGGAACAAGGGCAAGCUUGGGGUCAUCGUCUCUGCCUACCUGCACUACAGCAAGAUUUCCGCGGGAGCGGACCAAGCGCUGGCGACCCUGACCAUGCGAAAAUUCUGUGAAGACAAGGUGGCCACAGAACUACAGCCCUCUCAGCGCCGCUACAUCGGCUACUUCAGCGGGCUGCUGUCCGGCUCCAUCCGCAUGAACAGCAGCCCCCUCUUCCUGCACUACGUGCUGGUGCCCAUGCUGCCGGCCUUCGAACCAGGCACAGGCUUCCAGCCCUUCCUCAAAAUCUACCAAUCCAUGCAGCUUGUCUACACAUCUGGAGUCUACCGCAUUGCAGGCCCUGGGCCCCCGCAGAUCUGCAUCAGCCUGGAACCAGCUCUCCUCCUCAAAGGCGAUGUCAUGGUAACCUGCUACCACAAGGGUGGCCGGGGGACCGACCGCACCCUGGUCUUCCGUGUCCAGUUCCACACGUGUACUAUCCACAGCCCCCGACUCACCUUCCCCAAGGAGCAGCUGGACGAGGCCUGGGCUGACGAGAGGUUCCCCUUCCAAGCCUCGGUGGAGUUUGUCUUCUCCUCCAGCCCUGAGAAGAUGAAAGGCAGCACCCCCCGGAAUGACCCCUCCGUUUCUGUCGACUACAACACAGCAGAGCCGGCAGUGCGCUGGGACUCCUAUGAAAACUUCAACCAGCACCACGAGGACAGCCUGGAUGGCUCCCUGGCCCAUACCCGUGGUCCCUUGGACGGCAGUCCUUACGCCCAGGUGCAGCGAGCCCCCCGCCAGACCCCACCCGCACCCUCGCCAGAGCCCCCAGCACCCCCACUGCUCUCGGUCAGCAGCGACUCGGGUCACUCCUCCACACUGACCACGGAGCCAGUAGCCGAGUCCCCCGGCCGGCCCCCACCGACAGCUGCAGAGCGACAAGAGCUGGAUCGCCUCCUGGGGGGCUGUGGGGUGACCAGUGGGGGCCGGGGGGCUGGGCGGGAGACGGCCAUCCUGGAUGAUGAGGAGCAGCCCCCCGUGGGCGGAGGGGCCCACCUGGGAUUGUACCCUGGCCCUAGGCCCGGCCUCAGCCGUCACUGCUCCUGUCGCCAAGGCUACCGGGAGACCUGCGGGGUCCCCAACAGUGGCGGCUACUACAGGCCCGAGGGAACCCUGGAGAGGCGACGGCUGCCCUACGGAGGCUAUGAGGGGCCGGCCCAGGGCUAUGCCGAAGCCGCGGCUGCCGCUGCGGUGGAGAAGAGGCGCCUGUGCCGCUCUCUCUCUGAGGGUCCGUACCCCUACCCCACCACCGCUGAGCUGGGGAAGCCAGCCAGCGGUGGGGACUUCAGCUAUCGCGCCCCAGGCUACCGGGAGGUGGUCAUCCUGGAGGACCCGGGGCUGCCCACCCUCUGUGCCUGCCCUGCCUGUGAGGAGAAGCUGGCGCUGCCUACGGCGGCCCUGUACGGGCUGCGGCUGGAAAGGGAGGCUGGCGAGGGAUGGGCAAGCGAGCCUGGCAAGCCCCUGCUGCACCCUGUGCGGCCUGGGCACCCGCUGCCUCUGCUAGUGCCAGCUUGUGGGCACCACCACACCCCAAUGCCCGACUAUGGCUGCCUGAAGCCACCCAAGGCAGGAGAAGACGGGCAUGAAGGCUGCUCCUAUGCCAUGUGCCCCGAAGGCCGCUAUGGCCAUCCAGGGUACCCCACCCUCAUGACCUAUGGCUAUGGAGGAGGUGUGGUGCCCAGCUACUGCCCAGCCUACGGCCGGGUGCCUCAUCAUAGCUGUGGGUCUCCAGGCGAGGCCAGAGGGUAUCCCAGCCCUGGUGCCCACUCCCCAAGGGCUGGCUCCAUUUCGCCAGGCAGCCCGCCCUACUCACAAUCCAGGAAGCUGAGCUAUGAGAUUCCUGCAGAGGAGGCAGGGGACAAGUACCCACUGCCUGGGCACCUGGCCUCAGUGGGACCCUUGGCAUCUGCAGAGUCGCCUGAGCCCGUGGCUUGGAGGGAGGGCCCCAGCGGGCACAGCACACUGCCUCCGUCUCCUCGCGAUGCACAGUGCAGUGCGUCCCCAGAGCCAUCUGGGUCCUCCACACCACUGCACACGAGCAGCCCCGUGCAGGGCAAGGAGAGCACCCGGCGGCAGGGCUCCAGGUCCCCCACUCUGGCACCUGCGCAGAGACUGAGUCCUACUGAGCCUCCUGUUGUCCAGGGAGGCACAGACAAGGUUCCUGAGCCACCAGCAAGGAGUGGGCCUCCUGAGCCUCCAGCCUCGAGCCCCUUCACCCCGACCUCCACUCCCAGCUCGCCCAGCGACUGGCCUCAGGAAAGGAGUCCCGGCAACCGCCCAGCCAGUGCCAGUCCUCGGGGCCCUGUGCCCACCACACUGCCCGGCCUGCGCCACGCAACCUGGCAGAGCCCUCGAGGCCCCCCGGACAGCCCAGAUGGUUCCCCCCUCACGCCUGUGCCUACCCAGAUGCCCUGGCUUGUGGCCAGCCCUGAGCCACCCCAGAGCUCACCCACACCUGCCUUCCCCCUGGCUACAUCCUAUGACACAUCCAAUGGCCCUGCCCAGCCCCCGCUGCCUGAGAAACGCCACCUGUCAGGGCAUGGACACCAGCCAGGGCCCUGGGGCCUAGAGCAGGCGUCACCACCACCAGCCAAAGGCACCAGCCACCAUGUCACUUUUGCACCUCUACUCCCAGAUAAUGCCCCACAACCUUCAGAGCCGUCCAUGCCAGAGAGCCAGAGCAAUGUCAAGUUCGUCCAGGACACAUCCAAGUUCUGGUACAAGCCGCACCUGUCCCGUGACCAAGCCAUCGCCCUGCUGAAGGACAAGGACCCUGGGGCCUUCCUGAUCAGGGACAGUCAUUCCUUCCAGGGAGCUUACGGGCUGGCCCUCAAGGUGGCUACACCCCCACCCAGUGCUCAGCCCUGGAAAGGGGACCCUCUGGAGCAACUGGUCCGCCAUUUCCUCAUUGAGACUGGGCCCAAAGGGGUGAAGAUCAAGGGCUCUCCCACAGAGCCCUACUUUGGCAGCCUGUCCGCCUUGGUCUCCCAGCACUCCAUCUCCCCCAUCUCCCUACCCUGCUGCCUGCUCAUCCCCAAUAAAGAUCCCUUGGGAGAGAUGCCAGAGGCCCCGGUGCCCACCAACAUGAGCACAGCAGCGGAUCUUCUGCGACAGGGUGCAGCCUGCAGUGUGCUCUACCUGACCUCAGUGGAGACGGAGUCCCUCACAGGCCCGCAGGCCGUGGCCCGGGCCAGCUCUGCAGCUCUGAACUGCAGCCCACGCCCGACACCAGCCGUGGUUCACUUCAAGGUUUCGGCCCAGGGCAUCACAUUGACAGACAACCAAAGAAAGCUCUUCUUUCGCCGCCAUUAUCCAGUGAGCAGCAUCACCUUCUCUAGCACCGACCCACAGGACCGCAGAUGGACCAACCCGGACGGGACCACCUCCAAGAUCUUUGGUUUCGUGGCCAAGAAACCGGGAAGCCCCUGGGAGAAUGUGUGUCACGUCUUCGCAGAGCUUGACCCAGAUCAGCCUGCGGGCGCCAUUGUCACCUUCAUCACCAAAGUUCUGCUGGGCCAGAGGAAAUGAAGGAAGGCCACGCGCUCCCAGCCCACGUCAACACCGCACCCUCCCGACAACCCACAGCUCUCACCUCCCCCUGGCCUGUCCCCAGGAGGCCUGGGCACAGCGCCCUCCCUCAGGAGUGGGGAGUGGGCGUUGGCCUGGGACGAUGAUCUCCUUCCCACCCCAGCCUGCUAAGCUAAGUGGAUGGGCCCAUGAGAUGACCUUGCAUGUGAGCAGAUGGCAGAGAUGGGCAUGUGAUGGGUGAGGAGGCAUCGGCAGCUGUGCCCCGCCUGUGGGAAAACAUCAGCCCUGGAGGGCAGUUGGGCCCUGCCAGCUCCACCCAGCUGCAGGUCCCAGCGUGGCAGGGAGAGGGUGAGGUAUGGGGGCAAGUCAUUCCCCACUCUGCCCCCUCUGAGCAGAGACCACAGUGGGAUCACAGAAACGGGGAAAAAGAGAGUCUAUUUUUGUCUAAUAAUAAAGAGUUUCUAUAUACUUU